AUGGAAUCCACAGACAGUCGAGUGGGCCGCGGUACGUGGGCUCGUUAUAAGCUUGCGCAGGCUCAGUUCACCAGCUGGGUCAAACAAACCGCCGACAAGGUCGUGUCCCAAAAACCGAACAAUGGCAAUGCCUCCGAAGACCAGACAAAAGCCAUCGAAACAGCCCCGGCGUCUGUAAUAAAAGAAUCCCGACGGCAAAAGAAGGCACGAGCCAAAGCCACCGUCACCCCCCUCGCCGACCCGCGCCUCGAGACCAACGUCGAAAGCGCCAAAUCCGUCCACUGGACCGAGCUCGAGAUUCUCGCCCUCAAGAUCGCCGACAACGCCGAGCCCGAGCAGAUCCCCGAUGCCGCCGUCAACAUCCUCCGCGAUGUCGUCAACCUCCGCAAGAAAAGCUUCAAGUUCUUCAGUGGCGCCGCCGCCAAGCGACCGGCCGACCGAAAGCUCCAGGAGAGCAACCAAACCCACGCCCACAUCAUCAACGUCCUCGAGCGCAUCCUUGCCAAGUUCGAGGCCCUGAUCUCGGCUCGCUGCAAUGACUCCAAGAACGAGAAACCCGACGAAAAGAACCCAAUGGGCCUGUCCGAUCUCAUCAACAUGUUCACCCAUCUCGAGGUUCAGACGCCGCCCGACGCAGACGCAGCCGAAGAUGACCAAGCUGACCCACCGUCCGAAGAUGACCGAAAGUCCACGAGGUCCAAGAAAUCACACAAGAGCAAAAAGAGAACCAAGAAGCCGCAAAAGGAACGGCGCAGUGAGACACGGUCAUCUCGCCACUCCGCGACAGACAACAACGACGAAAAUUCGUGGUUGGACACGUUUGACUGGGGCCUGCCCUCGGCAAACGAGGACGAUGAAGACGACGAGUUCGACUUCUACAUGAUGGUCUACUGCUUUUUCGAGGACUUUAACACCAUCCGAAACUACGUGCAAGAGCGUUGGUGCGACUACUGGUAUGACCGGUCCGUCCAUCUGAACACCUUGGCCGUCAUCACCAACGCCGCCUUUGAGCUAUUCCACAUGCUCGAGUGGGACCUCAUGAAGGGGCUCAAGUUCCAUCCCGACCUCACCUGCUACGAGUGGAUGAUGGACAUGCUCUUUAUUCAAGUUGGCCUCGAACACAUCGAUUACGAUGCGUACGAUGACCUCAACCAGGAGGAACACGACGAGCGUUUGUGGAGGGACGAGGCUGACUGGCUCGCCUUCCCGUCUUAUUGUACUAUAAUUCGGACCCUCAAGAAUAUCUCUCCCGGCAAGGUUCCCAUGCUGCCACCUUCAGCCCGGAAGCAGGUUGUCUAUGGCGCACAUAACAUGAAGACCUGGCAGAAAUUCGGAAACACCAUCAGCUUCCAGAUGAUCACAGAGGGUUCUUUGCUAAAGGCCCUCAAGAAGAACGGGCAGGUUCCCCCAAAGCUCCCAGCCGAGCCACUACUGUUGCAAGACUGGCAGGAAUCGCUCAAGAGGCAUAUUGUAACGUCUUCUCUCAUCUUCUCCUUCCACCUGUGGGUCGAUAUCCGCCACAUCAUGGAAAAGGAUGUCAUCAAUCCGUUCAACGAAAUGCAAAAGACAGGCCAAAGAGUCGUGAAUUCGCUUCGCGAUCACGAUCCCAGCACUGUAACCAGAGACAGGGCAUUCAAACGGGAGUACAGCGAGCGCAUCCAGGAUACCACUGAGUUCCUGCUAGAGGACUUCACCUACGAAGAUAAAAUGUUCCGCUUCCGACAAAUGGGCAUUGAAGAAGACCCAGAAGAGUUCUUUCUCCUCAAGAACGAGCCCGUGUGGGCAGGGCUCCUCGAUUUCCGCGCAAGGCUUGUGCAUAGCGAAAUGGGCCACCAAUUUGCUGCCUUCACCUACGUUCUUGAGGCCGCUUCCUACCUGUACCAUGCCGCUCGUGCUGCGGAUCCAAGCUUGCCUGUCUGGCCCAACAUGGAGAAGCUGAACGAAACUUAUCUCGACGACAGCAUAUUCAAGAGCGGCUUCCUCGGGGUACAGGAUCCUGUCGCCAUUAUCCACAACUACCAACUCGCGAUCAAGCCACCAGCAGGCUGGGAUGGGCCUCCCGAUCUCGCAAGUAGGUCCGGUUUCGCUCAAUCGGUCAAGAUUCGAAGAACUCUGUACUAUCGAUAUGGGUUUGCCGAAGAAGACUAUUACUACGAGAUUGCCUACAUGGGGCAUCUGGCCAUGCACCGACUCCAGCUCGAACGACGCCGAAUAACCCCAGACACCCUUGUAGUUUCUACACGGGAGGCGAAUGAGUUGUUGGAGAACGGAGAAGAGGUCAACGGCACUACGGCUGUCAGGACAGGUACCUAUUCGGUUGCGCCACCCAAGUUGGAUGAGAAGACCGAGGAGUACUUGCGACGCAAAGCGGUUCUGUCCAAGUUAUCGCCUAUCGAGAUGCUGCAGCUGGUUGAUGACUCCGUCCAGUCACUUCUCGAAGGUCUUCUUCAGCUUGACUACUUACGACUGUUUGACGAGGCGACGUUGUUCUUGCAAGAAGUUAUGGAUGGCUUUGGGCCCAAAAUGCAACAACGGGUUAACUACAAGGAAGCGGGAGUUGAUCCGCCCACGAGGUUGGAUAAGCUACCAACUUACCUGGGCGAGGACUUGAAGGCUGCUGCGGAGGCUGGCGAUGGCAAAGAGUCUGACAUCAUCGAUAAGCUUGUCGAGGGAGCCGGGGAAUUCCUGACGCAGAUGAGGUUUGAUGAAGAUACAAGUUUAUCUCCUGAAGCAGCAGCUAUUGAGGAAGCAGCCGUUGAAGAAGCGCGAAAAAGUUUCUGGCCCUUAGGGCCAACAACGGCAUAA
Messenger RNA from Sordaria macrospora k-hell, 2805 nucleotides. RefSeq lists its product as uncharacterized. The record is from RefSeq and is a predicted model, not a curated record. Lineage: Eukaryota; Fungi; Ascomycota; Sordariomycetes; Sordariales; Sordariaceae.